CGGCCAGUGCUGCUAUAAAAGUGUGCAGAAGAGUUGAGUUCCAUGUUUGUGUUUUCAACAGGUCAAUAUGGAGAGACACUGGUCCGUGGUCUGUGUCCUGGUUGUAGCACUGUGUGCAUACCUGCACUUCGACACAGCUUCUGCAGAUGAAGCCGACGGCUGUUCGACAGCAAAGCCAGGAAGAUGCCCCCGCCGAAAGUGGGGGGCAGGUUUAUGUGCAGAGUUUUGCCAAACAGACAGUGACUGCCCUAAUGAGCAGAAAUGCUGCUCUAAUGGCUGUGGACAUCAGUGCAUGGAACCCAACGCAGUGAAGCACGGACGCUGCCCUAAACCCCAGAGAACCCACAUGUGUGCAGAGUUCUGCGUUCACGACGGUCAGUGUCCAGAAAAACAGAAGUGCUGCAGAACCACCUGUGGAAAAGCCUGCACUGACCCCAAGUGACCAGAGCCGAUCUUCUUUAACUUCAUCUGUGCACACAUUAGAAAAAGUCUUUGGAUCAAGUUUCCUCACAGUUACCUUUAAGCGCAAAUAUACAUCUCUAUAUACUCUCUUUUAAAGUGUAUUUUAAAGGCAUUGAAGGCACUUUAUACUUGCUUGUAUUUAAAUAAAUGGACAUUUUUUCAGCCGUCACAAGUC
This is a messenger RNA of Cynoglossus semilaevis (tongue sole), 637 nucleotides long. It is a transcript of the gene wfdc2, whose product is annotated as WAP four-disulfide core domain 2. The record is from RefSeq and is a predicted model, not a curated record. Gene Ontology annotation, molecular function: serine-type endopeptidase inhibitor activity. NCBI's taxonomy places the organism in Eukaryota, Metazoa, Chordata, Actinopteri, Pleuronectiformes, Cynoglossidae. Bases 68 to 442 code for a protein of 124 amino acids. Gene Ontology annotation, biological process: antibacterial humoral response; innate immune response. Gene Ontology annotation, cellular component: extracellular region. The transcript is spliced from 3 exons.